AUGCACUGUUCACGUCCAAUGUUCAUGUGCACUGUCUGUUUUGUUGAUGUAUCAGCUUGGCUCUUGCUGGCAUUUCAACUAGUUCUUGGGCUGGUUGUAGCUGGAUGUCCAGCUGGUUUUUAUCAGAUUUUCAACUGGGCUUAUGUCCUUUUGCGUCUCCAGCAGAUUCAUUGCUUUUGGGGUGCUAUUAAGGUGAAUGUAGGUCUUGUUGCUGUUGAGAUGCUGGGCAGUGUUGACUUUGGAUGA
Molecule: messenger RNA, 246 nt
Organism: Ilex paraguariensis (yerba mate)
Lineage: Eukaryota; Viridiplantae; Streptophyta; Magnoliopsida; Aquifoliales; Aquifoliaceae
Source: the annotation of a GenBank genome assembly